UCCAAAGGCAUUAUGGGUAUUAUUCCGUCCGCCAUUUUGUAUUUCCUUGUUAUUUUGUCGUUCCAUUCUUUCGCCGUAUAUUUCAGUCUAUUUCCGUUGAUUUACUUAAAAGAAAUCACAACAGAAUCAUGGGGUGCGACGGAGGAACAAUUCCAACCCGUGAUGAGCUUGUACGUAUGAAGAAGGCCCCCGAAAAAGUCGAAAAAAACUAUGAGCUAAAUGCGAAAUGGUUUCACUGCGCAAUCAGUCAGGAACAGCUCCAUUCUCCCAUAGUUUCCUGUGAGCUUGGAAACUUGUACAACAAAGAGAAAUUACUUGAGUUUCUCCUUGAUCGUAGCUCUGCAACAUCAGAUGUGGCGAACCACAUCAGAAAUCUCAAGGAUACCAAACAACUCAACUUAACCGUGAAUCCAGCUUUUGAGCAGAAGACCAAAGAACAAGCCGGCGGAUAUCUCGACUUUCAAGCCAGUCAGUACAUUUGUCCCGUGGUUGGCAUUGAAAUGAAUGGCAGGUAUAAAUUUUGCUUUCUGUGGAAAUGUGGCUGUGUAUUUUCUGAACGCGCUUUGAAAGAAGUGAAGUCUGUUGUUUGUCACAAGUGUGGAAAGACUUUCUCCCAAGAGGACGUGGUUGUAAUUAACGGAAGCGAAGAUGAGGUCGAGAUCAUGAAAGAAAAAAUGAAUGCAAGAAGAUUAAAAGCCAAACAAGAAAAGAAAGCAAAGAAAGCACCUAAAUCAGCUGAAACAACAACAUCAGCUUCUCCAAGCGCAGGCCCUAGUAGUAGUGAUGCAGGGAAAAUUUCAUCUGAAACAGCAAAAAGAUCCAAGACAGAGCCAGAAAUUCCUUUCAAAAAACCUAAACUUGACUCCAAACCAGGAGUUAAUGGUGCGUCAAGUAGAAGUGUAUCAUCCAAAAAAGGCAAGAGCCCUAAAGUGAAUGUUACCAUACCAACAGAGCUGUCAAAAUAUAAGACUGUCGCAGAGGACCCAAAUGCAAGCAAGGUUUAUAAGUCUCUUUUUGCAUCAGGACAUGAAAAAAGACCUGAACAUUUGAAAUCAAACUGGGUGACCUAUCACUCAUAUGGUGGCUAUCAUAUCUAAUCAGAAACAGAAAUCUCAACACCCUAGGCAUAAGUUCUCCUUUUAAAAGUACAACACUGUAACAAAUUUCAAAAUAAGCCAUCUAUAAAUUAAACCUAUUGUAGAUAAUCCAAGACUGUUAUGCAAGCAAAAAGACUCUCAUAUUUAGCAGUAGCCCAGCUUCCAUAUUAUCGAGGGCUGUUUAGAAACUAGAAGCUUGGAGGUGUGUUAUCACUAAACAUUUUGUGUCCAUGAUAAAGUAAGUUUGUUUUAAGAAAUUCAAAGUGGAGCUGAAAUUAACAAUAGUUUUUUCCUAGCAGCAUAUCCAUCCAAUAAGGAUUUGUAAAUUUUUUAGUUAAGGGGCUCUAUGUCUUUUCAAAGCCCCCCCUGACCUAUAGUCUUAGGCCCUUUUUGCAACUUCACAAAGAUAAGGCUUAGCAAAGCUAUAUGUAAAUAAAGACUAAAUCCAUCAAGUAA
Molecule: messenger RNA, 1553 nt
Organism: Nematostella vectensis (starlet sea anemone)
Lineage: Eukaryota; Metazoa; Cnidaria; Anthozoa; Actiniaria; Edwardsiidae
Product: replication termination factor 2
Exons: 1
Coding region: 129-1097 (322 amino acids)
Biological process (GO): mitotic DNA replication termination; site-specific DNA replication termination at RTS1 barrier
Cellular component (GO): nucleus
Source: RefSeq, a predicted model, not a curated record